Beta vulgaris subsp. vulgaris (sugar beet) is the source of this 1061-nucleotide messenger RNA. RefSeq names its product non-specific lipid transfer protein GPI-anchored 20. Bases 246 to 869 code for a protein of 207 amino acids. The record is from RefSeq and is a predicted model, not a curated record. The transcript is spliced from 4 exons. NCBI's taxonomy places the organism in Eukaryota, Viridiplantae, Streptophyta, Magnoliopsida, Caryophyllales, Amaranthaceae.
AGUAAUUAGGAAUUAGUUAAAAGUAGUUGAGCUUCUAACCCACUUUAAAACUACCAAAUAUUCCUUAUUUCAAUUCCUGCUACCUCAAUUAGUCUAUAUAUCCCUGCAUACUAAUCUCUCCUCAAAUCACCAAAAAUCCCAACUCAGUAAUACUUCAUUACUAAUUAAAAUCACUCAUUAAUCAUCUCACUUUUCUUACUUAAACCAAUAGCACCAAUUAACAAGAAAAUCAAAUCCUCUUAAAAAUGAUGAAAGGUUUCCACGGUGGUGUCCUAGCAUUAGCAGCUUGUUUCAUAGUGCUAACAUUACCAGCUUAUGCACAAAUUCCUACUUCGCCGUGCACAACCUCAAUGAUCUCAAGCUUCACUCCGUGCGUAAACUAUCUAACCAACAGCAGUGGCUCAGGAUCUUCGCCAACAGCCGAUUGCUGCAACGCAUUAAGGUCUCUUAUGAGCAAUGGCACUGACUGCCUUUGCCAAAUCGUAACUGGAGGUGUUCCCUUUCGCCUUCCAAUCAACCGUACCAUGGCUAUUUCUCUCCCCAGGGCUUGCAAUCAACCUGGUGUUCCUGUUCAGUGCCAAGCUGCUCCUGGUGCUCCUGUUCCAGCUCCAGGUCCGGUUGCCUUCGGCCCAUCUGCCUCCCCUGCAGCUGCCAUCUCUCCUGGUCCCUCAGGUACAAUCCCUACAUCUGAGACACCAGCCUUGUCUCCAGUUUCUGAUGCAAAUCCGACUCUGACUCCACCAUCAACAACAUCAACAACUCCAGGAGCCGGUUCUUCGUUAUCUCCUUCAGCUGCAAGACCUUCUCUAAGCUUUUCACCUGCUCUCCUGAUUCCUUCAGUUGCUCUCAUGAUAAUGAAGCUCUUCUAGAUCAAUAUUACCUGUUGUUAUGUGAUAUACAUAGACGCGGACCAUUCUUUUGACAGUUGUGAUUGUUUGUUUUGGGUGUGUUUCCAUUGCUUCCUAUUGUAAGGGUGAUUGUGUUUCUCCCAGGAAAUCCAUAUUAGACACUUAUUUAUGUAAAUGUUUUUGUGAAAUAAUACUUUCUAAUAGUUUCCUUUA